Leptosomus discolor (cuckoo roller) is the source of this 1963-nucleotide messenger RNA. Its product is annotated as SNF-related serine/threonine-protein kinase-like. The record is from RefSeq and is a predicted model, not a curated record. Gene Ontology annotation, molecular function: ATP binding; protein serine/threonine kinase activity. Gene Ontology annotation, cellular component: cytoplasm. NCBI's taxonomy places the organism in Eukaryota, Metazoa, Chordata, Aves, Leptosomiformes, Leptosomidae. Gene Ontology annotation, biological process: intracellular signal transduction; protein phosphorylation.
CCGAUGCCCAUCCCUGCCUGACGCUGCCACCAUGGCCGGGGCGCAGGGCUGUGGCGAGGGGAAGAUCGCGGGGCUAUACGACCUGGAGCGCACGCUGGGCAAGGGCCACUUUGCGGUGGUGAAGCUGGCGCGGCACGUCUUCACUGGGCAGCGGGUGGCCGUCAAGGUGAUAGACAAGAGCAAGCUGGCGGGGGAGGCGGCAGGGCAGCUCCUGCAAGAGGUGCGCUGCAUGAAGCUCGUCCAGCACCCCAACGUGGUGCGCCUCUACGAGGUCAUCGACACCCACGCCAAGCUCUACCUCAUCCUCGAGCUGGGCGACGGUGGGGACAUGUUCGACCACAUCAUGCGGCACGAGGGCGGGCUGGCCGAGGCACGGGCCAAGCACUACUUCGCCCAGAUCGUCCACGCCAUCUCCUACUGCCACAAGCUCCACGUGGUGCACCGUGACCUCAAGCCCGAGAACGUGGUCUUCUUCCAGGAGCAGGGGGUGGUCAAGCUCACCGACUUCGGCUUCAGCAACCGCUUCCAACCUGGCAAGAUGCUCAACACCAGCUGCGGCUCGUUGGCUUACUCCGCACCCGAGAUCCUGCUCGGGGAUGAGUACGAUGCCCCAGCUGUCGACAUCUGGAGCCUAGGGGUCAUCCUCUACAUGCUGGUGUGCGGCCACCCCCCCUUCCAGGAGGCCAACGACAGCGAGACCCUCACCAUGAUCAUGGACUGCCGCUACACCGUCCCCCCACACAUCUCGGCACAGUGCGCUGAUCUCAUCUCCAGGAUGCUGCAGCGGGACCCGAAGCAGCGAGCCUCCCUGGAGCAGAUCGAGGGCCACACAUGGCUGCAGGGGGUGGACCCAUCCCCUGCCAGCCGCUGCCUGCUGCCCCUCACCUCCCACAAGCGUGUGUCCGAGGAGGAGCACGAAAUCAUCCUCCAGGCCAUGACGUGCGGGAACAUUGCGGAUCGGGACACCAUCCAGGAGGCGCUGGAAGCUGAUCGCUACAACCACAUCACAGCCACGUAUUUCCUGCUGGCGGAGAGGAUGCUGCGGGAGAAGCAGGAGAAGCAGGGCCACCGCCUCAGCCUUGUCUACAACCUGGCCAAGGAGGUGCAGAGCAGGACCAACUUAUCAGACACAUUCAGCCCCAUGGGCAGCGCUGGCGGCCUCCUACCGUUCACAGACAUGCCAGGCUCCCGGCUGCCCCCCCUGCCCACUGGAGGCGACGUGGGUGGCCGGCAGCCCCCCAGGACUCUGCUGAAGGUCCCUGCCGUUGACACCACCAUCACCAAGAGCACCCCGGCCCUGCAGCAGAUCUGUGAGGAGGAAGAGGAGGAAGAUGAGGAGGAGGAGGGGAGGCCCAAUACCAUGGAGAGGAAGAGCAGCUCUCUGAACCAGGAGCAGAUGCGAGCCUUCCUGCGCGCCCGCCGCCCACCCAGCCGUGGGGAGGUGUGGGGGCCAGGGGCUGAGCUGGGGGGCCGGGGAGGGCGCCCGGGGGCGGCCUGGACUGGGAAGGGAGUGAGCGGGGGCCGGGGUCCCCUGGUUAUGCGGGGGGUUGGAGCUGAGCCCCAUAGGAAGGAGGAGGACACAGAGCCUGGGGGCUCCUCAGGAGAGCGCCCCGGGGAAAGGGGAGCCAUCCCAUCACCCCAAAGCAGCUCUGCUGGGGUCCACCAGGUGCUAGGGGCAGAGACACCCCUUGAUACCCUCCCGAGCCCUGCGGACAAGUCCCCAGGACAGGGAGCACCCACCAGUCCAGCCAGGCAGUCGGUGGAGAGCUCGGGCCCAUGGGGCACUGAGGGGGGCGUGGAGAAUGUGAUCAAGCUGGACCCGGGCAAGAGCAAGGGGGGCAGCCUGCGGGACAGGCUCCUGCAGUUCCCACUCUGCGAGAAAGCCCUGGCCUUCAAAAUCCGGCCGGGCUCCAAGGAGAGCCUCCUCUCCCUGGGGCAGUUCAACUGCUGCCAUGUCAUUUAA